GCUCCAGCCAUUGGAAUGGGAUGGGAAGGUCAGCUCUGCUAAACGUGUUCAACAAUGGAGGACUCUGAAACAUCUGUGAAGAUGCCCCAUCCCACGGUCAGAAUUAUGAGGAAGAAAAUCAAGGAAGGGUUUAUUCUUCUUUAGUGGAAACGCAGUGGAUCGCAUCGCAAAAGCGAUAGCCUUCACAUUCCCUCCUCGUCUCCCCACACCAGUAAAGCAAAUGAUCUUCUUGACACAAAAGAUGAGAAAGAUGACAUCGACCUGAGUAAUUCUCUCGAAAAAGCAAAUCUCACGUGGAAGAACUGUUCUGUUCUGAUCUUGGCUGUACUCCAAUGGUGGCUCUGUUGUCACCCAAAAAUGUCAACUUUUUGUAGACAAGAAAUAUAUUUUAUAGACGACAACUCUCAAUCUCAGGGUGGAGAUUAAUAAAAACAAUUAAACGACCGGACGAGGACGAGAAGGGAAGCGUAUAAAUUCGAGGUUCUUUCCAGGAUGAUCGACAGAAGAGGAAAGCAGAGUCGCAUCAUCAAGAAAGAGAGUCCCGGAAGCAAGAAACAGAGCGAGCGAGCUCGCAGAUCAUUAGAUAAGGAAUAGAUCGAUCAGUCAGCAGCGACCCACCAGCUCCGGCCAAAGCAGAGACAAAAGGGUUCGAUCAGUCCGAGGAAAAGGUUCGAACUUUGGGUCGGACAGCAGGCAUGGUCGACCCGCACCACCACCCCGCAGUGCUCCCCAAGCGCAUAAUCCUUGUCCGGCAUGGGGAGUCGCAGGGGAACCUCUCCGCCUCGGCCUACACCACCACCCCCGACUACAAGAUCCCACUGACCCUGCAGGGUAUCUCCCAGGCCCGGGACGCCGGGUCCCGCCUCAGGGCCCUGAUCUCCAGGGACUGCAACGACUGGCGAGUAUACUUCUACGUAUCCCCCUAUGAGAGGACGCGAUCCACGCUGCGGGAGAUGGGGCGGUCCUUCAGCCGGAAUAGGGUCAUCGGGGUGAGGGAGGAGUGCCGAGUUCGGGAGCAGGAUUUCGGGAACUUCCAGGUGGAGGAGAGGAUGAAGGUCAUCAAGGAGACGAGGGAGCGGUUCGGGAGGUUCUUCUAUCGGUUCCCUGAAGGCGAGUCGGCAGCCGACGUCUUCGACCGUGUAUCGAGUUUUCUCGAAUCACUGUGGAGGGACAUCGACCUGAACAGACUACACCAGGCACGUUCCAGCGAGCUAAACCUCAUUAUCGUGUCCCAUGGUCUCACAUCCCGCGUCUUCCUGAUGAAAUGGUUCAAGUGGACAGUGGAACAGUUCGAGCACCUCAACAACUUUGAGAACUGCGAGUUCCGAGUGAUGCAGCUCGGGGAAGGAGGUGAGUACAGCCUCGCAAUCCACCACUCCGACGAGGAACUGAUGGAGUGGGGCCUUUCCCCUGAGAUGAUCGAGGACCAAAAAUGGCGAGCCCACGCCAAGAGGGGGCAGUGGAACGAAAAUUGUCCCUGGUAUCUGAAUGGUUUCUUUGAUCGCUUAGCUGAUGCAGAUGAUAGUGUAGAAGAAGAGAUCAACGGUUCAGCGUGUGUAUGACACAACUCUGAAGAAGAAAAAUCGAGUUGAAAGAAGUCCCUGUUUUAACUUCUGUCUUCGAUCAUUUUUAUUAAAUACGAGCAAAACAUACUGUUGUGCAUACAAGAUCAUUUAUUUAUUGAUGUGCUAGGUUGUAACA
Punica granatum (pomegranate) is the source of this 1701-nucleotide messenger RNA. Lineage: Eukaryota; Viridiplantae; Streptophyta; Magnoliopsida; Myrtales; Lythraceae. The record is from RefSeq and is a predicted model, not a curated record.